CGCCGACGAUCUCAAACGCCGCAACCAGGAAGCUCUUCAAGCUGUACAAGAAAUGAAGCUCAAGCGUGUCGAAGUCAAGACCCAGGGUGUUGACCUGCACCGCGUUGUCGGGGGCAAGAUUGCCAAGACAAGCGAGAAGGUCAAGAUCGGCAAGAAGGGCAAGAAGAAGAGCUCUAGGCGCCAAUGGGAUUCCGGAUUUGGCGUUGAUGAGAAUGUAGAAGAUGAUGAGCUUAAUGGCGAAGAGCAACCGAUUGCCGCGUAGACUGCACUUGGAUGCGGUCUCGAUAAGGUUUCCUGAGGCCCACUUUUCUUGGGCUCCACAAGGGAUGAUGUGUAUGUUCUUGGUCUUUGGCUUUUCGUCUUCUUUACUUCAAACCCACCUGGAUGUUGUCGUUGUAUAAGACCUUUUUCUAUCUGUCUCUUCUACACCUUUCUGGUUUUCUUUUCUCUCCCCAUUGGGGCUGGUACAAGUUGUUUGUCUCCCUUUUCUUUUGCAGA
Bipolaris maydis ATCC 48331 is the source of this 498-nucleotide messenger RNA. Lineage: Eukaryota; Fungi; Ascomycota; Dothideomycetes; Pleosporales; Pleosporaceae. The record is from RefSeq and is a predicted model, not a curated record.